GAAACCUGAGUUCUGCUUCGGCUACAGCGAGAAGCAGAGAUCAACAUCACAAGUCUCAUCCUCGAGCUGCAUCACAAUCCGCUGCCACCCGGCCAAUCAUCGCAUCCGCUCCUAAUAAUACUGCCAAAGAAACAUUCUUGAAUUAUUUCUUUGGGUCACAGGGGCCAGCGACGGGACCGAGUGCAGCCAUUCCUUCAUCUAUCCGAUUCGAAGGCCCAGUGGUGACGGACAUCUUAGGAAAUGAACCACUUCCCGAACAAGACAUGGGGAAGGUGGUCGCUCUUGACAUGAAGUCCCUGAGCAAGCAUAUCGAGACUGAUCUCGUACCAAAGGCUAUUAUGCACCUCCUUGUUAACAAUACUUCCCAGCAAGUUCAAAAUCGUCUUGUCAGCUCUUUGUACAAGCCAGACAUGUUUAUGGAGCUACUUCACGAGGAUGAGACGCUUGUUGCUGAACGCGAGCGAGUGAAGGCGCUGCUGGAUGCAUACAAGGAGGCGUUCAAAACCCUCUCCGAA
This is a messenger RNA of Acaulospora colombiana, 515 nucleotides long. NCBI's taxonomy places the organism in Eukaryota, Fungi, Glomeromycota, Glomeromycetes, Diversisporales, Acaulosporaceae. The record is from the annotation of a GenBank genome assembly.